AUGUCCAGAGCACCUCCAUCCACUCAUUGUGACUUCGAACUAGAGGCCAUUGCCAACUUUGAAAAGGCCCAUUGGAAAAACAAAAUCGUCGAUUUUGCACUUCCCGAUGGCAACGAUAUAUCCGAGCACCACCUCCUUGCGGGAGAUCAUUUUUUAUGCGGUGAAGAGAUUUCGAUUAGUGCAAAAUACGUCGCUCAUGCGUUGAAUCCAAUGUCAGCUGUUGGAAAAGAGCAAGGGCUUAAUGGCAUCUUCGGAGACUGGAAAGCAACAAACAGGCAGGCAACUACUUUUCCGUCCACCCAAAAUAAAAUAUCAGCUGAAGAAGUCGACGCCGCGAAGGGGAAGGGAAAAGGGAAAGCAAAAGCAAAACCCGAGGAGCCGACCGACGAUAACGACACUGAUGGUCGGAAAAGAACUCGUCUCAUCCCUGACUAUGCCUAUAUGGAGGAGAAGACGGGUAUUCCUUGGUUCAUCGGAGAGAUCAAGACCCCUUGGAAGCACGCAUUCGCUCCCCCGUUCAACAAUCUUAAGCUUGCGCUGCAAACUGGCGCGACUGAAGAUGAAAUGAGUAUGAGGCACAUCCUUGGCCAAGUCGGAAACUACAUGAUUGAGCUCGAGUUGAAAUGGGGGUUUCUGACCAACUACACGCAUACUUUGUUCUUGAAACGAGAUGUACAAAACAACCAGGAAGUGAUGUACUGCUCUCCGCCCAUCCCUUUCGAUAGAACUCCAUCCCCGUCCGGAUGCACUGUUCGCCAGGGUCUAUUCCUCCUGCAGUCUAAGGUAGAGGCGGGCGGUGAAAAGCCAUGGUUUGCCAAAAAGUUGACGGAGACCAGUAUCAUUAAAAAGGAAGUCAAAGAAAGUUUGCAAAGUGUUAAAAGCAGAGCCGUAGACAGCCUUCAUAAGCUCCCGCUGCGCUCCGUUGAUUUUGUUGAACCCGAGAGCUUUCGAUCAACUCGAAGUAAGACCAAAGCCGCUGCCGCCACCGUGGACAAGGGGAAGGCGAAAAAGCGCUAA
Molecule: messenger RNA, 1017 nt
Organism: Uncinocarpus reesii 1704
Lineage: Eukaryota; Fungi; Ascomycota; Eurotiomycetes; Onygenales; Onygenaceae
Exons: 3
Coding region: 1-1017 (338 amino acids)
Source: RefSeq, a predicted model, not a curated record